Messenger RNA from Brachypodium distachyon (stiff brome), 2635 nucleotides. RefSeq lists its product as uncharacterized. Bases 366 to 2252 code for a protein of 628 amino acids. The record is from RefSeq and is a predicted model, not a curated record. The transcript is spliced from 5 exons. Lineage: Eukaryota; Viridiplantae; Streptophyta; Magnoliopsida; Poales; Poaceae.
ACCAGAGCAGCCAGCAGCUGACAGCUGAGACGGGACAGCAGCCAGAACAACCACAGCAUCCAUCCAUCCCCCCCUCCUCCUCUCCUCCCAGAUCGAACUGUCUAGUAAAAAGAAACACAGAUUGGAGGGAGAUAGAUACCAGAAACCAGAUAGAUGGACUAGGCAGGCGAGAGAGAAAGAAAACAACAGCGACGACGCCAAGAUGUGGUGAAAGAGAGAGGCGCAGGGGGGAAAAGAAAGAAAAACAUCACAAGAAAAGCAUGCAAAAAGGAGGAGGAAGAGGAGGAGACCAGUAGCUAGCUUCCUUCGUCCUACUCCGCCCGUCCGCCUCCAAUUAUUUCCUCCCUCCUGUGGGAGAGGAGAUCAUGGCCGCGGUCAUGGAUUUGGAUCUCAACUGCUCGCCGCCGUCGCCGGAGCCUGCCCCGCAGGACCACCACCUCAAGCACGCAAUGCUUCGCCAAGAAAACACCUUCCGCCAUCAGGUGAAGGACCUGCAUAGGCUGUAUUGGGCUCAGAAGAAUCUCACGGAUGUGCCCUUCUGGAUGCAAUCCGAUGAUGUGCUGUAUGCUCGGCAUUCCAUGGAUGGCUCUCACGUGAUGGAUCUGGAUGACAGGGAUAAUCAUCCAGGUGUUUUUGGUGGUUCCUAUGAGCUAGGCAAGCAGGCAGUUGGAUGUGGUGAUGAGGUUGCCGAGAAUUUGGGUGUAAGGGGUUCUGUUAGGAGAAAACUCGAUCAUGGUGGCGUACAGGGGAGGUCUGCUUACCGCCCUGUGAUCGAUUUGGAGAAGCCGGCGACAUUGGAUGACGACGAUGAUGAUGUGGAGAUUGUUUCUUCCGCUUGGUUCAGUGACUAUGCAAACCGCAAAGGUUCAACUGGAUCUAGUGAGACUCCAGACAGCCAUUCACCUGUCAAAGGAAAGACUACUGCAUCUGGAAGCAUGCUUAUCGAUCUGAAUAUUGCUCAAGAAGAUGAUUUUAAUGUUUGCCCUGAUCCUUCCAAAAUGUUCUGUUCUCUUUUGGCUAGUUCAAGAACAAUACAAUCUGGAGAAUGUUGCAGUAAUUCCAGCAAAGCAUUCCACAAGGGAGGUGAAUCGAGCAUUGGAUCAUCCAAAGGCUCCACGGUCACAGUUGUGACGUCCAUCUCUGCUCCAGCCAGCGCGAGGGAAGUGAUGGCUUCAGGUCUGUGUGACCCUCAGAGCAGUUCCAAGCCUUCCUUUGUGGCAGCUUCAAAACAUGAUGUAUGUCUUGGAGGAAAUAUCCAACAUCAACAUAAACUACAUAAUGUUUCUGGAAUGAGUUCUCAGGGAUCUAUGCAAAUUCGGUGUGAAGUGUCCUCAGUUAGGUCAAGCGGUGGAAAUUCUUCUUCUUCAGGUGUACAUAAAUUGGUAGACAGGGAGCAACAAGGUGAGACUUUUGCAGUAAUCUCUGAUGAUGAAAUGGAGGGUAUUGACUUAAAUGUGUCACUUGGAAGCAUUGAGUUGCCAUCAACGAUGGUCAGCAGUUUCAGAGAGAAACAUUUAAAUGCUGACUGCAGUGAAAAACUUUCGUCCAGCCAUUACUUUACUGAGAAUGAGGGCGGGCAAAAUAUUUCUUCCAUUGAUUGUCCAACUAUAAGAGAUCAUCACAUGGCUGCAAGUAUAGAUGCUAAGAGUGCGCGGUUGCAAGAUUCUGGAAUUGCAACUAACAGGUCGAUUUUGAUUCCAGAAACCCCCCAAGGUCAUGACUACGCUUGUCCAAGAUUGAGAUCAUCAAAUAACGGAGCAUCGAAUCUUCUGGAUACUACCAGCAGGCAUCAAGCUGACACAGAAGAGGAUGAAAGAAUAGCAGCCAAGGCAGCUGAGACACUUGUUUCCUUAUUCACGAACAACGCAUGGAUUGCGGACAGCUAUUGUAGCAACAAUCAGACAGCUCAGGAUAGAAGCGAUGAACCUCAGGUUUCGCUGGAUUCUUUUGAGGAAGGUGUAAUGAACCUAGAGGAGAUGAGAGAUGAUGGGGAAUCAGUCCCUGUGACAGCGCCAGAUAAGGAUGGGCCUUCCUGUGGUAUUAAGCUGAAGAGAGGGAGGGGGAUGAGAGAUUUCCAAAGGGAAAUACUACCUGGACUCGUCUCUCUGGCGAGGCACGAGAUAUGCGACGAUUUGCAUGCUAUAGGGUAUGAGCUCAGAAAAACUCGGUCAAGGAGAAAUCCUGGGGACAAGUGUACUCCCUCGACCAGAUCAAGACUGCCUAGGCGUUGUUCUACCGCAUGGAACCAAUGAGCCUUUUUCAUGUCGCACCAUGAAAACACCAGUACUUGCAUUGUGUCUCACACAAGGGAUGCCAAGGGGGAGUUGGUAAUUCGAAGGGCCAAUUCUGAGCAGCUAUGUGAAUAUUGCUGUGUGUUAAGCUUAGCUGAAAAGCCCGGUUUGUUGCUAGGCAUUACGGUCAGAAGUGCUGAGAAGUGAUAGAUUGUGCCUUUAGUGGCUGUAGAUUUAUAUUUAGCAAGUGAUGGUAAAGCUAAACUUUUUUGUUUGUAAGCUGGAAUCCUUUGGAUGAAUGGCUCCACGGAACAGGGCUGCAUGUUGUACCUCGUUUACUGUAUCUCUUGGCUAAUUGCCAUGCGAGUUUACAUAAAAAUCCUGGUGGAAUGAUGGUACAGAUA